Messenger RNA from Mycosarcoma maydis (corn smut), 6357 nucleotides. Its product is annotated as CCR4-NOT core subunit CDC39. Gene Ontology annotation, molecular function: molecular adaptor activity. The record is from RefSeq and is a predicted model, not a curated record. The transcript has a single exon. Gene Ontology annotation, biological process: nuclear-transcribed mRNA catabolic process, deadenylation-dependent decay. The coding region runs from base 1 to 6357 and encodes 2118 amino acids. Gene Ontology annotation, cellular component: P-body; CCR4-NOT core complex. NCBI's taxonomy places the organism in Eukaryota, Fungi, Basidiomycota, Ustilaginomycetes, Ustilaginales.
AUGUUCAAUGGCUCUGCUCCCCCCAACGGAGGAGGCGCCGAGGCCAACACGCUAGCCGCUAAUCAGGGCAUCAUCAAAUCGAUUUUGGACGCACUUUCAAGGGACGAUUCCAAACCAGUCGUCAGCCUCGAUCAGCAUGCACUCCUCCUCGAGACGCUCCUCUCCGACGCCUUGCCUAACACGCCAAUUCUCCACCCCGCGCAGCGUCAGAAGCUCUUCAAUGCCAUUGCAGACAAAGUAGGGCCCGAUGCUACCGCAGACGCUGUUCGUCAGGCACUUCCUAAGCUCAAGAUCAAGCCCGAAAAGAAUGUCGCCGACCUCCUGAUCGAGCUUGGUGUCCGCGGUCUUCCCACCGUCGACACCGCUCGUGCCGUCUUUCAGCGUUUUGGCUUGACCGAGGCAAACCCACCCGACGAGCGCAUGGUCUCCGAGAUCCUCGCCAUCCUCCUUUCCGUCGAUCCUGCCAUCUUUGAAAGCGACCGCGUCACCAACUUUGCCAACCUCGUCCAUGCCUUGGCCGCCAUCCAGCAGCAACUAUCCUGGCCCCGUAUCAUUCGCGCUCUCGAUGAACUCGAUGGGUUCAACCCCUCCUUUCACGGCCACAUGGCUGGUAUGGCCGACCUCCUCCUUCACGCUCCUGUUCAAGGUCAGAUCUCGGCCGUUUCCGGCUUGUGGGGCCCGUGGCAUCACCGGCUGCGACAGCUUCAGAUCCUCCACGGUCUCCUCGCUCUUGGCUCGGACACUUUCAGCUUUGCAACGCUGCCCGGCCGAUGCAUUUUGGCUCCGGAGCAGCUCACCGAUGCCCCCAACAGCAUCCAGAACGCCGCUCAACCUCUCCUGAACAGCACGUACAAUUCGCUCGAUCUCGUCGAGACGCUUAUCGAGAUAUCUGCCUCCGAUGACCAAAAUGUCAGAUCGGCUGUUCAGGAGGUGCUCGAGCAGGCCAUCAAGGCUUGUCCCGAGCUCAUCUUACUCGGCUUGGUGCAGAUCCCCCAGCCCUGGAACGCCAUCCACGCCGAACUCGCUUCUCAGCUGCUCACCAUGUUCAUGACGCCCCACAACAGCAGCCUCCUCGUUUUCUACCGCAUCUUGCACACGCAGCGCGACUAUCUGCUCAACGCCUUCCGCAACUUCUACCUCGAGAACCAGCUCAACCUCACUCGCAUCGUCGACGUGGCUCAGAGCCUCGACAUGGUCGAUGACCUUGUCGAAGCUCGACCGUUUGCUUUCGCUCUCGACGUGGCCGCACUCGCAUCCCGACGCGAGGCCAUCGAUCUGGACGCCUGGCUUCAGGACAACAUCAACCGCCACGGCAGUGACUUUAUCCGUGCCGUCCUAGAGUUUCUGGACAUCAAAGCCAAGGAUGACCUCGCCAAGCCCGAUCCUCAGGCAGAGCAGAGCUUCGUUCCGCUCACCGUUCAAAACGUCGCCAGCUUCCUCAAGGCCCUGCGCUCCAACGGCGAGAGCAUGACUGCCGAAGAAAUCGAUUUUUUCAAAGGCGUCCGCAACGUUUGUCUUCAGCUCCAUCCUCGCCUCAUGAACCUGGCGCCAGGUGCAGAGGGCCAGGAACCUGGAUUGCAGGUCGUCACUUUUUCGCAAGACAUUCACGAAGAGGCCGAUUCGUGGUAUCGUCAGAUGUAUGAGGGCAAGAUCAGCAUCGAAGACAUUGUGCUCCUGCUCCAGCGCACUAGGGCCUCCGACAAUCCUCGCGAGCACCAAAUCUUUGCCUGCAUGGUGCAUACCCUCUUUGACGAGUAUCGUUGGUUCGAGAUGUACUACCCCGCCGCCGAGCUUGAGAUGACGGCCGUCGUCUUUGGUUCCCUCAUCCAGUAUCAGCUCAUCGACUACAUUCCGCUCGGCAUCGCCAUCCGCUAUGUUCUGGAUGCACUUCGCAACCCGCCCGACUCGAGCAUGUUCAAGUUUGGCCUUCAAGCCCUAUUGCGCUUUCAGAAUCGGUUGCCCGAAUGGCCUCAGCUCUGCCAGGCUCUCCUUUCCAUGCCGCAUCUCCAGCAGUCUUAUCCUCACAUCAUCCGUCUCGUCAAGAUGGCUCUGGCUGGUCAAUUGCCUGGUGCCGAUGUUGGCAUGCCCGGUGGCCAGUCGCUCGAGGACAAGAAGGCGCCCUUCCCCGCCAUCCGCGCUGAUCCGUUGCCUCAAGACGAAGAGCAGCGCGACCCUAGCGAAGAGAUCACUGACAAGGUGCUUUUUCUCGUCAACAACCUCUCGCCCACCAACCUCGAGUCCAAGCUUGGUGAUGCUCGACAACUUAUCACGGCCGACACCUACCGAUGGUUCUCCAACUACCUGGUCCUGCAAAGGAUCAGUAUCGAGCCCAACAACCACGGCCUUUACGCUCAAUUUCUCGACGGCCUCGAUGCCAAGGGACUCAUGACCUACAUCCUGCACGAAACACUCGCCAAGUGUCAGAUGCUGCUCAACAACGACAAGACAGUCCAGUCCACGCAAGAGCGCAACCUACUCAAAAACCUGGGCUCUUGGCUCGGCAGCCUUACUCUGGCACGCGACAAGCCUAUCCGUCACCGCAACAUCGCCUUCAAGGAGCUUCUCAUCCAAGGCUACGACAGCAAUCGACUCAUUGUGGCCAUUCCCUUUGUCUGCAAGAUCAUGGAGCAGUGUGUCAAGUCGAAUGUCUUCAAGCCUCCCAACCCGUGGCUGAUGGCCGUUCUUCGUCUGAUGGUGGAGCUCUACCAAUUUGCAGAACUCAAGCUCAACCUCAAGUUCGAGAUCGAGGUCCUCUUUAAGGGUCUCAACGUCGAACUCAAGGAUGUCCCCCCCACCACCAUUCUACGCAAUCGUCCAUCUGCCGAGUUGCAGCAGCAACAGCAACAGCAACAGCAACAGCAACAGCAACAACAACAGCACCAAUCUCGGGGUCAUCUCCAACAUCUCAGUCAGCAGCAGCAACAGCAGGCUGCAGCACAGAUGCAGCUGCAGCACCAGCGCCAGCAUCAGCAGCAACUCUCCCAGCAGCCAGCCACCGGCAUCGCCCAAGACCUCGAGCGUCUCUCGCUUGCUGGGGGGUACAGUGCUGCCGCUGGUGGCCGCAUGGGUCCUCAAUCGCAAAAGGCCAGCGCUGCUGCUGCUGCCGUGGCUGCAGCUGGUUCCGGUGCACAGCCCGGCCAAUCGGCUGCAGCCGCUGCCGCUUACACCGAGGCGCUUGUGUCGAUGCUUCAGAGUCUGCCGCAGUACGUGGUCAUCAAUCCGCAGCUUACCAUGUUCAGCAGCAACGCAGCACUCAAGCGACUCAUCUACAUCGCCAUUGACCGUGCCAUCCGCGAGAUCAUUGCGCCCGUCGUCGAGCGAUCCGUCACAAUCGCUUCCAUCUCGACGCGCGAGCUCGUCACCAAGGACUUUGCUAUGGAGGGCGACGAAGAAAAGAUGCGGAUCUCGGCACAUCAGAUGGCACAGAACCUCGCCGGCAGCCUUGCCCUCGUCACCUGUAAGGAGCCUUUGCGCAUCAGCAUGGUAGCGAACGCGCGCACCCUGCUCCUUUCCAACGGCUUCACCGAGCAAAACGUACCCGAACAGGCAUUGAUGGUCAUUAUGCAGGAGAACCUCGACCUUGCCUGUUCCGUGAUUGAAAAAGCAGCCAUGGACAAGGCGGUGCCGGAAGUGGAUGAGGGCCUCACCAACGCCUACUCCAGCCGCCGUGAGCACCGCACACGUGGUCGCGGCUACUACUGGGAUAGCGCCGCCUUGGCCGCUUCGCAGUAUGCCGCCACUCUGCCCGACAUGCUACGUCUGCGACCUGACGGCCUUGUCCCGGCCCAGCUGCGCGUUUAUGAUGGCUUCAUCCGCCGCAUGUCUCCUGGUGUCGAUGCCGACCGUAGUACUCCAACCUCGGUCCAUGCCUCGUCUGUCUCUGGGCCAUCCGAAUCCGGAUACCUGGAAGGUGCAGCAGCAGCAGCAGCCGCUGCUGGUGGUGCUGGAGGUGCCGGAGUUCUCAGUGCAGUAGCGCUUCAAGAGGCAGGCGCCCAGGCCAACCUCCCCACUAGUCUGCUCCCUGUUGCUCCUAGCGGUACGCUUAGCGCUCAACAGUCGCUCGAAAAGUUCUCGCAGGGUAUGACCGAGCUUGAGCGAUUGCUCGAAGCAGCAAAUCAGGAAUCAUCUCUCAGCGAGCUGCCGCAGGACCACGAGAUCCGACAUGCGCUUCGUCUGAUCCCAAUGGUUGCUGCCCAGUCUGCCAGUCGCGAUGAGACUGCGCUGGCCUUUUCACAAAAGGUGGUGCAGCUUUUGUUCAAGAUCGAGUCUAAGCUCGGGCGCGAAGUCUACGUUUUGCUGCUCGACCGACUGUGCGAAAUCUCUCUCAAGGCGGCUCGCGAGGUUACUGCUUGGCUCAUCUAUGCCGAAGACGAACGCAAGUUCAACGUGCCUGUCACCGUGUCACUGGUUCGCGCUGGAUUGGUCAACGUGGCUGAGCUUGAUGUUCAGCUCGCCAAGCUCAUCCUGCGCGACCUCGGUGCGAGUGUCAUGGAUUUUUCGGCUCAACUUGCGCUGGAAUGUCUUCAGGAGCCUGCCUGUGCUACUCGCCAGCAACUUGGCAGCACUAUCGAAGCGCUGCAGCGCGCUGAGCAACGAGGCAAGGCCACGGACGCGUCGAAACGCUUCCUGCACGCUCUCGAAAGCGGUCUGCUCAAGAGCAAGGUGGACGUCGGCAACACUGCGCUGCGCGAGCAGCUUGCGUACUGCUUUGCUGAAUGGGCGCGUCUCUUUCAGCAUUCUCCCAAUCCGGAAAAGUCGUUCAUCGACUAUGUCACACAACUGCAGACGCAGGGCAUACUCAAGGGCGAGGACAUUUCGUCGAUGUUUUUCCGCGUCUGCACCGAGGUCAGCGUGGACAGCUACAUCAAGCAGAAGGCGGUCGGCGGCUCGGCGGCUAUGGGCAUCUUCUCGCCGAUCGAUGCGUUUUCUCGUCUGAUCGUGCUGAUGAUCAAGUACCAUGCCGAUCCCACAGGCGUCAACAACGAGCAGGCCAAAGUGCACUACCUGACCAAGAUCCUGUCGAUUGUGGUGCUGGUGCUGGCCCAGUCGCACGAGGAGCUUGGAGUUCACUUUCAGCAAAAGCCCUUCUUCCGACUGUUUUCGAGCUUGCUGCACGACUUGCACGCAACCGAGUCGAGCCUGGGUGAUGCGUACACGCAGACGCUACUGGCGAUUAGCAACACGCUCAACACACUGCAGCCUUCGUUCUUCCCGAGCUUCACAUUCUCGUGGAUUUCGUUGGUGUCGCAUCGCUUGUUCAUGCCCAAGCUGCUCGAGACAAACCAGCGGGAAGGCUGGGGAGCUUUCCACCGACUGUUUGCGUCGCUGUUGCGCUUCAUGUCACCGCUGCUGCGCAACGCUGAGCUGCAAGACACUUCGCGUCAACUCUAUCGCGGAACGCUGCGUAUUCUGUUGAUUCUGCUGCACGACUUCCCCGAGUUCCUAUGCGACUACCAUCAGAGCUUGUGCGACCUGGUGCCUACGUCGUGCAUCCAGUUGCGCAACUUGAUCCUGAGCGCGUUCCCGCGCAACAUCCGCCUGCCGGAUCCUUUCAGCUCAAGCUUGCAGAUCACCCUGUUGCCCGAGAUGGCUCAAGGACCGCACAUUGCCUCGAACUAUGUCGCAGCACUCAACCAGGUCGAGGGACUGCGCGCGGCCAUUGACGCACACUUUGAUCAAGCACGAGGCAAAAACAUGUCGGAGCAGCUCAAGGCUCUCUUGCAGAACGCCACGCGUGGCACGAGCUCGACGAGCAGCAUAGGCUCGAGCAAAGACGAGGCGACCAGCGCCAGCUCCGCUGUGUCGUUGUCGGAAGGCGGUAUCAGCACGAGCCUGAUCAACUCGAUCGUGCUCUACGUAGGUGUGCGAUCCACCGAGGCGGGCCGGAGCAAUGGUAAUGAUGAGAGCGGCCAAGUUGUUCUUCGAUGGCUUGUGGUCGAGUCGGCACCUGAAGCACGAUUCCUUGUACUCACUGCGGCAGCCAACCAGCUGCGGUUCCCGUCGAGCCACACGGCCUACUUUUCUGCUGCCCUGUUGCAGCUUUUCGCCGAAAGCGAGGAUGAGCUUGUGCGCGAGCAAUUGGUACGUGUUCUUCUCGAACGACUCGUCAUCCACCGACCUCACCCGUGGGGAUUGGUGACGACGUUCAUCGAGCUGAUCAAGACGCAGCGCCACCGCAUUCCACGUGCGCCGGCAGAGAUUCAGGCUCUUCUGGACCAUAUCGCCGCUACGCUCGCAGCGUCGGCUCACGAAGACAACCAUGCGCAGCAGCAUCAGCAUGCGCAUAUCAAUGGACGCUCUGCCUUUUUGGCACAGCAGAUGAUGCAACAGCAGCAGCAACAGCAGCAACAGGCAUAA